Molecule: messenger RNA, 5018 nt
Organism: Cyprinodon variegatus (sheepshead minnow)
Lineage: Eukaryota; Metazoa; Chordata; Actinopteri; Cyprinodontiformes; Cyprinodontidae
Gene: rtn2b
Product: reticulon-2-like
Exons: 7
Coding region: 99-737 (212 amino acids)
Source: RefSeq, a predicted model, not a curated record
CCUUAUACUGCUGACAGAGCUGGGGAGGCCAAAAAAAGCCUGGCAGAGCCAAGCCAGCAGUGGAGGACUGAAGGAAGCGAGGGGAGAUCGCCGCCGAAAUGGCCUCCAAACUCAUGGAUCUGGUGUACUGGAGGAACAUGAGGUGGACCGGUGUGGUUUUCACGGGGCUGGUGAUGGGCCUGGCCAGCCUCUUCCAGCUGAGUGCCAUCACCGUGCUUUCUCAUGUCUGCUUGGGCAUCAUGUGCAUCACUGCUUCUCUUCGUCUCUACUACAAACUGCUGGAAGUUCUGCGCUGGAACCCUGGAGUCCACCCCUUCCAGUCGUAUUUGGACUAUGACAGCUCGCUGACGGAUAAGGAGACGGUGAUGCUGGUCGAAGAGGUGGUGCUGCUGAUUGCGUUUGCUGUCACAGAGAUCAAACGACUUCUCUUCAUCGAGAACAUGAUCGACUCUGUUAAGUUUGUGCUGCUACUCUAUCUGCUGACAUAUGUGGGCGUUGCCACCAAUGGGCUGACUCUGAUCAUCGCUGCUGUAAUUGCAGUUUUCUCUCUUCCUUUGUUAUACAAAAAACAACAGGUCCGGAUAAGGAAGGUGGCCAGAGCACUGAGAGCAUUUAUGAAGAAAAUCAGAAAUCUGUUUGACGGCCUGUACCAGAUGGUGAGACCCUCCUCUGCCCCGGCCUCCAAACCGGUGCCUCCAGCUCCUCCGGCGCUCAAACAGAAGUCCAAGUCGAAGUAACCUCUGGUUGCUCACUAAAGGAAUUUGGGAUUCAGAAAAUGUUGGAAGGGUUCAUCGUGUGUGGGGCCGCCGGUGGGGCAGCUCAUUUCCAUCUCUCCACCGUGAUUGUUUAUGGGAGGAAGAUUUAAUUGAUGCCGACAGCAGAAACAAAGCUGCCAUUCACACAGAGAAAAGGAGGGGCUGAGGAUGAGGAGGGAAAUGUUAUUUACUGAGAUGCUCUCUGUGGGCAACUCUAAUGUCCACAUGAAUGAGAACAUGCACUUUUCCACACAUCCUUAUCUUUUUAUUCGGGUGUAUUUUUUACAUAAACACAAUUUUCAUACAAACAGUUCUUGAAACAACACAUCUAAUUCUUUGUUUACAUCCUUCAAUGCUUGCCAAGUAGAAUUAAAAAAAAAUUGACUGCUAGUAGUUUUUAAAAGCUCUCAGCUUAAGUUUUAGGAACCUCAGAAAGACUUGAAAUAAUAUUGUUCUGCUCUGCAGGUGAAUUGGUUCUAAAUCAGUUUAAUUUUUUUUUUUAUACUUGCUUUAAACACUAACGUAAAACAAGAUUUCUCAGUUUUAUAUGCGCUAUAUUUUGAAUUAUUUAGAUAAAAAACGUCCCUUUUUUUGACGACCAGGGGUCAGUGCUAAAUAUUAUGCUGAUUUACAGAUUUAAGCAGCUAAGUUUUAAUACCAUCAGAUUGUAUAUCAGUCAGAUUGCCAGAAGGUGUCACUUUUAAAGCAAAUCUAUGUAGCUUUUGACACAUGUUAGCUUAAACCACACUCAUUCAAUGACUUUUCAGCUCCGUCUUCAUCUCCAGAUGCAAAUUAUUGCUCCCUCUGAGGGCAAGAUCCGUCCCUGAAUGGGAAAGGGCUGCUUUCCGUUAGUCUGUGCCUUCCUUAAACACCAGAGCUAAGUAAGCUAACAGCAACUGUUAGCUUACUUAGCUCUGACCUUUAGCAGACAUAUUUUUUGUUAUCUGAUGGAGGAUUUCAUCUAGAGGUGAAUGUCUCCUCGCCUUUACCAGGAACUCCAGGACUCUUAUACCCCUUUCCCACUGGCCGAAAAACCCGUUUAAACCGGGGAACAAUGGGCUUUCAGUGGCAGUGGGAACAGUUCAUUGACGCGUGUCUAUCCAGGUCAAACAACUCGGCAAGCGACCCACGUUAAAACCUCCUCGGCUCUGAUCGGCAUGCUAAAUUACGUGAUUCCAUUGAACGCAACGUAUCGAAGUCAACAUACCCCGCCAGUCACGUCUGAUCUAACACGCAGAAACAACUCUCAUUCGAUAAACAUGGUGAGAGGGAUUCUGACAGAUAAUAGAUUGGACACUGACUACGCCGUUUCCUUCCAUGUUGCUCUCCAUUGUUUACUGUCCUGAUUUAUAUCGCGCUGGUAACAUCAACAGCGCUAACCCAGCAUGAUGAUAUCAACAGACAUGCAGCUGCCAUCGAGGGUUAGAUCAGCUUUUUUAGUCAAUGGGAAAGGGGCAAAAUGCAGGACAACCAUGUUUGAAAAAAGUGUAUCCUGGUUUUUUUAUUGAGAAAGAGGCUUAAGAUCUACUGGUCCAAAGUUUUUUUUUAUCAGAAUCUUGUGCAGUUCUGUUGGUGAACCUGGAAGUUUCUGGUGUAGCGCCUCUGGUGGCAAAAAGUUAAAGUCAGACCUUAAAAAUCUGGUGAAAAUUGCUUCAAACUAUGCUUUCAACUAUCUUUAGUAUGGAGUGAAGAGGAGGGAUCUGUAAAGUGCAAAGUAAAUCUGAAGUAAAUAAUUUGGAGAAAAAAAUCUGAGCAAAAAAACAGAAAAACUCCCAAAACCUCAGAUUAAUAUUUUUUUUCCGAACAAUUCUGAAUUCAAAUUUUUUCAAAUCUCACUUUACAAGACACAGAGAAACCAAAAGCAGGAAACUCUUUACCUCUUUCACAUGCAGACAUAAAAUCAAUAUCUUUUAAUAUAAACUAUUUUGCUUUAUUCAGAACAUUUUCUGUGCAAAAGGCAAUACACUAAAAAACUAAUAAAAAAGGUACGCAUUUAAGUGUAAUGGCCUCUAAUCUGAGCAGGUAAAUCUGUUUUUUUUUUUCUCUUUAGAAGAAAGUUUUGGUCUUAAUCUUUUCUCCAACUGUUCAAACCUUUAGAUCUAAUUUACUGUGAAAGUAAGUAAAGCAGCUGCUCACAGAGAGUAUCUCGGUAAAAACACCAGAGAAAAGUUGGUAUUAGAUGAAACCUCAAUGACCAGUUCCUGCUCGACUGGGAGAUUUACCAUUGACCAGUUUAAGUGGAUUUGUUUUUCUUUUCCAAAAAUAACCCACAGAAACCUUCCAGAAGAAGGGCUUAAAUUGUGUCUAUUGUUCAGACAUCUUUAACUGUCACCACUUCAAACUUCCGUGUAUUUUAUUGGGAUUUUCUGAGACAGACCAACACCAAUUAGUUCAUCAUUGUGAAGCCAAACAUGAACCUUGGACACACCGGGUGUGAUCUCAUGAUGUAGGAAUGCGUUACUUAAGCAGGGACAGGGAAGCUCAGGCGGAGCGGAAUCAUUUUUGGAGGCUGCAGAAGUCUUGAGUUGGGGGAUGAUUUUCACCUUCCAGGAGGACAAACUGCUAAAAUCUGCCACCAGGAUGAUUAAAUUCUGGGGAUGGCCUAGUCAAAGUCCAGGCCAGAUUCCUGUGAAAAAGACUGCUGCUCUUUGUCCAAGCUGUUUGAGCUUGGCCCACAUUUCUGCCCGUGUGGAUUUAUGGAGCCAAACUGAAACUCCAGCGACGGCUCUUAGAUACUUCAAAAUAAUGCACCUCCUCCUGUUGGUCCUUAACAUACAGUAAAACCUACUAAAGUCUGUAACCUAAACUGUUCUCGGUAAUAAGGGCUAAAACUACUUUUACAGUCUUUAAGGGGGAAUUUUCUUUCCUGAGACAGCUAGCUGCCAACCCUGAGCCGGUGCAUGGUGAUGGUACCACCGCCUUAAGCGCGUCAAAUCAAUGUGAAAACCAAACAAACUACAGUGUCUUAACGAGCUUAGAAAUCAGUAGCAUGUGUGCAUUCUGCCUUCAGAUGUUUUCUCAUCUGGUGAUGUCUGGAUCCAGAUCUGCAGCCCGUUUGGCCAUCAGCAUUUCUACAUUUAUUUUUUUCUCGUGUGCUUUAAACUUAAGUUCUUAAAACUACAUUUUUCUGCCAUGAAAUUAACAGGAAAUCCUGGAAGUAUGUUAAUGGUAAAUUGAUGCUAAUGUAUAAAUAAAUGAUUUUCUAAGGACUGAGCAGCUUAAAGCUCCUGCAGAAAUCCUUACUGUUGUGUCAAUACUUCCACUGGUUAUCACUGUGUUUGUUGUUUCCUGUUGGGAUGUUGCUCCCUAAUAAAAGUCAUUUGCUAUAAACAUUUUGUGCACUGAGAGAUCCACCAUUUGUACAUGAUAAAAGAUGAGUUAAAAAACCAUUGAGCCGUAAAAACUUGAAACUAAAAGAAAUCAGUGUAAAAAAUGUAGUCGUAAGAACUUCUAGGUUUAUGUUUUGGGUUAUUUUAGUUUGGUGAAAGUCAUGUUAACUUUCAUCCUUUUGCUGUGAACUGCAGGAAAACCAUCUUUUAAAGUUAGAGGUUAUUGAAUAUUGACAAUAAAAAUGGCUGCUAAAGAGAUGCUGCCAACAAAAACUUUGCAAUGAUGAUAAAACAUCAUUGGUCCAUAUCCCCAGCUUAGGGCUGGGAUGGACCAAUCAUAAUAUCUCAAUAUUUUUAAACUAAAUUGCGAUAUAAGAUAUACUUUUUUAUUUUCAUAAAGUAAUUACUAAAAAAAGAAACGUUUGAAUCUUAAUAUGAAGUCAGAAUUCUGCCAAAAGUGCACACGGGUAAAAAUUUGCAGUUUUAUUGGAAACACCAAAUGCAUGUAGAUUCAAUAUGACGCCGCCAAUGUGUAACAAGCAUCAGUGUGUUCUACACGGGGCCAACGGGGCAAGGGCCCCUGUAGUAAAGACAUAACUCUAAAUGAAUUCAUUAUAAAUAAACAUGAGGUGGCAGAGAAACCAUACAUGAUAGGUUCCUUGGAACAACAUUGAUUAAAAAAAAAAUCUUUAUUUUAAAAAUGAUGGAUAAAUUAAGUUGUUGCACUUUAGUCAUAUUGAGGUAUGAUCUUAGUUUUCAUCUAUUAGAGCUGAGGUUUCCGGAGUUACAAAUGGAUUUUUGCACUCUAAAUUGGAGGUCCUCAACAGGGGGGUCUGUGACCCCAAAGGGGGUCCACAGAGGUACUGCAUGGGGGUCUAGAAGGUUUUGGUUGAUUAGACUUUUUUUAUAUUCCCCCCCUGCAAUUUUUUCGACU